Scleropages formosus (Asian bonytongue) is the source of this 2209-nucleotide messenger RNA. Its product is annotated as protein FAM214B-like. Bases 239 to 2128 code for a protein of 629 amino acids. The transcript has 8 exons. NCBI's taxonomy places the organism in Eukaryota, Metazoa, Chordata, Actinopteri, Osteoglossiformes, Osteoglossidae. The record is from RefSeq and is a predicted model, not a curated record.
AGAAGCAGUGAGGCAGAACUCCAUCUUGGGGCAGGAAUGCGGCAGAUACUGGCAAGGAGGGGAGCAAUGGAGGGAAGAGAUGGUAUGCUGCUGUGAAGAGUUGAGAGCAUAUUGAAAAUAGAGGGACUCCUGAAGCAGUCCUUCUUUAAAAAAAGUAGCUGUCUUGGCCAUUUGCACUUUUUCCUGAAUCUGUUUCUUACUGGAUCCAGUACACUUGUUCACUAGGACUGAAAGAACUAUGCGACACAUACAUGUUGAGAUUGCACACAAAGAGGCGCAGUCAGACCAUCCAGCCCAAGAGGGGGACCUGCCCCCUUCCCAUGGCAUGGUGGUGGGAUUAAACUCAGUGGCAAGACAGGAGCUACGCAGACCCUUUGGGGAGGACAAAAUCAAGCUGCAGAAGGUCUAUCAGCUGUCCGUCUUCUCCCAGAUGGGUGGAUUCAGUGACCUCCCCAAGGGAGGACGAUUGCAGAGAAAUGAACUGAAGAGGGGCCUUCAGGAGCAGGCUCAGAGCCACAAACGCCCCCACUUGGAGCAGGGCUCCUGUUCUAAACCCAUACAGGAGUAUGCACCUCAGGCAGAGGUCCUGGAUGGUGAGAUGCUGUGCGGUUCUGGUCAGCAUUUCUGUCAUACUGGAACACACGUAGUCAAGCACACAGAUGACAUCCCUGUCCCAUACUCUUCUUCACCUGUCCCUGUCAAGUGUUACUCACAGGACAAUCAAAACGGACUAGUCCCUACAGCACAGAGUCCACCCUCCCCAAAACCUGAGUUCCUGGCAGACCUCAAAGCAGUGAAUCGUUCCCAGCACAAGGACCCAGCUCCCUUAGCCUUCUUGCUAAAGACCACACCCCCCUUAGCAAUCGCCAUGCCAGACUGUACCCUAGGAGACCUUAGUACUGAGGACUGUAGCAAUGGAGCGUCGUCUUGGCAGCUUUCCUGCAGCCCGAAGCCCAAAGAUGAGGCACUCGGAGAUCCCAAUCACCCAACCACUUGCAGGGACUGUCCUCUGGAGGGCAUUUCUUCCAAUGUCCUGAGAACAGCAGAUGCUAGGGAUGGUCAGCUUAGUCUUGAGUCGGCUCCUCAAAAAUACAGCAAUUUCCCAAAAACCUACAGCACCUCCAGUACUUCGCUACCAGGGUCAUCAUCCCCCAUCUCCAGCACUAAUACUUGCUCUGCCAAGAAGAAGCUUCUGUCUUCCAGCGACACAGGAGAGUCCUGCUCCGAAGAUGAGGGUCCAUCUACCUCCAAAAGGAGCCGUCUGGCCUUGCAAGCCCCAGGGCUAUGCCUCGGCGCCUUCCGCAGUACCGAUGCCAAAGCUGCCCCCUUCUGGAACCACCUGCUGCCCUGCGCUCGGGAGCGGCCCAGGAGUCCCAAUAAUUGCAGCAGAGCAGGAAGGAGGCUUAAAAAUGGAAUUAGGUUGAAAUCACGUCAGCUGCGUAGUGGACAAUGCAGGGAGCCUUGCAGCUCCACUCGACCAGGCUGGCCCUCCGUCUCCAUCAGUCGCUCUCUCCUGGGCAAUUUUGAGGAGUCUAUACUGAAGGGCCGCUUCUCCCCGUCGGGUCGGAUCGAGGGCUUCACCGCAGAGAUAGGAGCCAGCGGGUCCUACUGUCCGCAGCAUGCCACCCUGCCUGUCGAGGUCACCUACUAUGACAUCGCCGAGCACAAUGCCCCCUCGCCUUUUCUGGGUGUGAUCUACUUGGAACCUCUAGGAAAGAAGGGAUAUAGUGUACCCAAAGCAGGAACCAUCCAAGUGACCUUAUUUAACCCCAACAAGACUGUGGUGAAGAUGUUCCUGGUAACGUAUAACUUCGGGGACAUGCCUGUCAAUCACAUGACCUUCCUGCGCCACCGAAUUUUCCUGGUGCCUGUUGAGGAGGAGGAGGAGGAGGAGAAGGAGAAGGGCCAAGGAACGGGCCCACAAAUGAACGCCUUGGACAGAAAGAAAAUUCUCUGCUACUUGAUACACCUCAGAUUCCAGAGCUCCAAAUCUGGAAAGAUCUAUUUGCACAAUGAUAUCCGGCUGCUAUUUUCCCGCAAAUCCAUUGAGAUGGACACAGGGAUCCCUUAUGAGCUGAAGUCCUUCACCGAGGUGCCAAAAAACCCCCAGUACUCCCCCCGCGUCUGACCACCUUGUCCUUUUGGUUGAGUGGCAGAUAUGGACAGGCUAUACAGUGGCAAGUAAAUAACAAAAAAAAAAAAAAAAAAA